Molecule: messenger RNA, 2174 nt
Organism: Sebastes umbrosus (honeycomb rockfish)
Lineage: Eukaryota; Metazoa; Chordata; Actinopteri; Perciformes; Sebastidae
Gene: dctn2
Product: dynactin 2 (p50)
Exons: 15
Coding region: 178-1398 (406 amino acids)
Biological process (GO): mitotic spindle organization
Cellular component (GO): centrosome; dynactin complex; cytoplasm
Source: RefSeq, a predicted model, not a curated record
GUGACGUCAUCAUCAGUCCUGGAAGAAGCCUCCGCCGGCUGAGAGAGAGACCUGCUGGCUCAUCUAUCGAUAGCUUUUAUUACGAUUUCAUUCAGUUCAUCGAUCAUUUACACGUUUUAACUACUACUGUCAUAUUCUAGAGUGGUUUGUUGGUGUCGUCUUUGCUUCCCGCUGACAAUGGCUGAUCCUAAAUACGCAAACUUACCAGGAAUAGCCUUUAAUGAACCGGACGUGUACGAGACCGGUGACCUUCCAGAAGAUGACCAGGCUCAGUUUGAGUCGGAGCUGGAGGAGCUCUGCAGUGACAGCGUGGAGAGGAUUGUGGUCAACCCCAAUGCAGCCUAUGACAAGUUCAAAGACAAGCACAUCAACACCAAGGGGCUCGACUUCUCAGACAGAAUCAGUAGAAGCAGAAGAGUGGGCUAUGAGUCCGGAGAAUUUGAAAUCCUCGGAGAGGGCUGUGGAGUGAAGGAGACGCCCCAGCAGAAGUACCAGCGCCUGCUGAACGAGAUCCAGGAACUCACUCAGGAGGUGGAUACCAUCCAGGCUGCCACAAAGGAAAGCAAUGCAGAGGAACGCCUGACCCCGGUGGUGCUCGCCCAGCAGGCAGCCCAGCUGAAACAGCAGCUGGUUUCUGCCCAUCUCGACUCACUUCUGGGACCGCAGGCACACAUCAACCUGGCUGACCCAGAUGGAGCGCUGGCCAGGCGUCUGCUCACCCAGCUGGAAGUGGCCAAGGGCAGCCGUGGCAACUCCGCAGGAGACGGCAAGCCGACGGCACCGGCUAAGGGCCCAGAUGGAGUGGUACUCUACGAGCUGCACAGCAGACCAGAGCAGGAGAAAUUCAACGAGUCUGCCAAGAUGGCGGAACUGGAGAAGCGUCUAGCUGAGCUGGAGAUGGCUGUUGGCUCAGGAUCAGACAAGCAGGGACCGCUGAAUGCCGGCGUACAAGGAGGCAGUUUGAUGGCUACCAUAGAGCUCCUGCAGGCGAGGGUCAGCGCACUGGACUCAGCUACUCUGGAUCAAGUGGAGGCCAGACUGCAGAGUGUCCUUGGGAAGAUGAAUGAGAUCGCCAAACACAAGGCAGCGAUCGAGGAUGCUGAAACACAAAACAAGGUGUCGCAGCUUUAUGACGUGGUGCAGAAGUGGGAUGCCAUGUCCACUUCUGUACCUCAGGUGGUGCAGAGGCUCGUCGCUGUCAAGGAGUUGCAUGAGCAAGCCAUGCAGUUUGGCCAGCUGCUGACCCACCUGGACACCACUCAGCAGAUGAUCAACAACUCUCUGAAGGACAAUAACACUCUGCUAACACAGGUCCAAGUGACAAUGAAGGAAAACCUGGUGGCUGUAGAAGAGAACUUUUCUGCACUAGAUCAGAGGAUGAAGAAGCUCUCCAAAUAAACGGGUGGCAGAGUUUGGACCGGUCCAGAAGAGAAGAGUGUAGAACAUGGACUAAUAUGAGCUGGCUAGAGAGCACAGAGGAGAGGUUGGGGGUUUAACUCUGUCCUUUCUGGCCAUCCCUCUCUCGCUCUCUACUUCGCCUCUGCCUUUUUUCACUAAGUGGAAUGUUGGAAAGUUGGAAAAGAUGGAUUAACUUAAAAAAAAAAGAAGACCAAAUGUUCUUGUCCACCCUCCUUUCCUCUUCCUUUCUCUUGCAUCAAAUUGAUAUCAACUGAAAACACAUUUGUCCACUCUAUACAUGCCACUAAUUGCAGUCCCCUGUUAAGCUUAUUGAGUUUUAGACUGGAUUGUUUUUAUAAUUAUUAAUAUUAAACAUAAGAAAUUCCUCCAUUCCUUUCGGAGCUUCACUCUAUUAUUACUGGAUUAGUACUGUAAACUCUGGUCAGAUUAAAUGGAUCACAGUAAUGUUGGGUUCACGGAUGACAUAUUAAACAUGUUGUCAACUGUGUAAAGGAAGAAAAAAACUCUGUUGUGUUCUAGUGUUUGUAGCAGGAGCACGUUUUGUGCGAGUGUCAGGGUCAAGUCACGGAAGGAAAGCUUGUAAAUAUGCCUGUGUACCUUAUUGUUUCUUCACGCUCGGUCGCUUGUAACUAUAUUAUUAUGACUGAGACCAGACACCACAGACAAACUUUUAAUCUGCUUUGUCAUUGCCUACAAGUCAACUGUAAUGUACAUCUGUGGUCAUGGAAACGGAUCAAUAAAACAAAGUGCAGUAA